UACACUCUCUCUCCACUUUUGUCUCUUGUGUCCAUCGUCUACCUUUUUCUCCCCCUCUGAUGUACAUUGCGAUUUACAUCUCAGAAACCCUAGAUUUCGAAAUCUAGGGUGUGUUCUGUGUUGUCUCUUCUCUUUACAAUAGACUGUAAUAGUAUGAGCAGCUGCACCUGUUGCCUCAUAUCUUAGCCCUGUUCUUGUUGCACUACACAUUUCGUGAAAUCAAAUCUGCAUUUAUAUUGAGCUCAGAGCUCAAGAUUUGGUUUCUUCUUGUAGAAUUCAAUAUAGAUCCUUGAUAUUAUCCCUAAGGUUUCUUGAAUUUUGUUGUGGGUUUAUCAAAAACCCCAACUUGAUUCUUGGGUUCUGUUUUAAAACCCUAAAAAGUUCCCGACUUUGAUUAGGACUCUAAUCCUUAGAACCCAGAUUCAUAAAUCUAGAAAUUAGGGUUUUUAAAUGCAUGGAAGGUCGAGAAGCUAUGCCAUUCCCUCAUCCUUUCUACUUCCCAAGAGGAGCCUUUACUUCUCAGUCCGCGAGUGCCAUCCACGCGCUGCCGGGCUUCAGGCCAAUGACUAACCCUAAUCUCCAGCAGCAGCACCCUCUUCCUAACUCCGGCCAUCCAUUUCCCUUGGGCGAGCAGAGACACCAUCAGGAUUUCAGCCAUGGGAUUCAUAUGGGUAUGGCUGCUGCUUCUUCUUCGUCUCCGGCUAUGCAACAACAGCCGCCGAUUCCUCCCACUCCUCACCCCUCGGUAGCUGCUGCGGAGGAGCCGAUAAUGGUUAAGAAGAAGCGAGGACGGCCGAGGAAGUAUGUUCCAGAGAAUGAAGGGUGUGAUCUUGAACUCUCUCCUAUGCAGAAGCCUAAGAUCUCUUCAUCAAUGUCUGAUCCUAACGCUCCCAAACGAGCUAGAGGUAGACCACCCGGAACUGGGAGAAAACAGCGUCUUGCAAAUCUCGGUGAGUGGAUGAACACUUCAGCUGGAUUUGCUUUUGCGACGCACGUGAUCAGUGUUGAAGCCGGAGAGGACAUUGUUUCAAAAGUCCUUUCGUUUUCACAACAGAGGCCAAGAGCCCUUUGUAUUAUGUCUGGAACCGGAGUGGCUUCUGCACUGACGCUACGCCAAACUGGAUCAUCAGCGCCUACUCUGUCUUUUCAGGCGCAUUUUGAUAUACUAAGUUUACAAGGAUGUUACUUGGUUAAUGAAGAAGGUGGGUCUAAAUCAAGAACUGGAGGUAUUAGUGUCUCUCUCUCCCGCCACGAUGGUUUUCUGAUUGGUGGCACGGUUGGAACGCUUAUUGCAGCCAGUCUCGUUCAGGUGGUGGCAUGUAGUUUUGUAUACGGAAGUGCAAAGGCUAAAGUAAUAAAGCAAGAAAACGGGUCAAAGGAAGACACCACCACCACCAAAAAGGACAACAACCUGGAGACGCCGGCCAGUGAACAGCCUUCGUCGCCACGAGCAUCAGAAUCAGCAGCAGAGGCGGCUCAGACGCCACUGGACUACUCUUCACCAGGGUGGGCAGGAUCUGGUGGUGGCAGCAGAACAACCGACUCAAGAAACAAUAACCACCUCACUGAUAUUGACUUGACAAGAGGAUGAUUCAGUCAGUACUUAUUAGAACAUUUGCAGCAUCAUACCGAGAUCGUUUGGUGCUGUACAUAAACUGUUGUUGUAGAUUUCCUUUUCGUUCUUUUAGAUUUUCAUGGGAGUACCAUGUUACUAGAGAGAUUCCAGGAUUAUCCAUCGAUCCAAUGCACUGGGCGUAAAAGUCAAAAUGUACUUGUCUUGUUGUUGUUUGGAUAUUGUUUUUAGAGUUGAUUACAUAGAAGAGCACAUUUUGUCUUUCUUUUACACUAAGAA
Molecule: messenger RNA, 1852 nt
Organism: Eruca vesicaria subsp. sativa (arugula)
Lineage: Eukaryota; Viridiplantae; Streptophyta; Magnoliopsida; Brassicales; Brassicaceae
Source: the annotation of a GenBank genome assembly